Eufriesea mexicana is the source of this 1408-nucleotide messenger RNA. Its product is annotated as growth hormone-inducible transmembrane protein. The transcript has 5 exons. The coding region runs from base 195 to 1211 and encodes 338 amino acids. Lineage: Eukaryota; Metazoa; Arthropoda; Insecta; Hymenoptera; Apidae. Gene Ontology annotation, cellular component: mitochondrial inner membrane. The record is from RefSeq and is a predicted model, not a curated record.
UUAAGGCGCAGAUGUCAGAUCGAUAAACGAAAGUCUUCACAUUUCGAAAUAUCGAAUUGUCGUGAACAAUUGCAAUAUAUUGCAUCUGUGAAUAAUCACAAAUUUUUGCAAAAGAAUAUUGAUUUUCAAAUAAAUCCUGCUAGAUGUGUGGUUAUUUUUUGAACUUUUGAGGCAUACUACGUUUUAAAUCAAAAAUGAUGUUAGCCAGAGUAUGUCGAAGUAACAUUUCACCAAAUUUAGUUAGCCUACUGAAGACUCCAGUUAGGUCAAAACCAUUUAUUCCGAAGAUUCAAUCUACAAGGUUAUUCGCUAACGAUGGACGAAGCACAUUUACAAGAUCGGCUCGUAGAACAACAAUUUCGGAGCAAGCGAUGGCUCCUUCAAGAGGAGGUGCAUUCACUAUUGGAAAAGGAUUUGUUGCUGGUGGUGCUGUAGUAGGAUUAGGUUCUCUUUGUUAUUAUGGUUUGGGUUUGUCACCAACUUUGGGAGCUAUAGAUUAUGCACAAUUAUGGCCUCAAUAUGUAAAGGACAGAAUCAGAACUACAUACAUCUAUCUUGGUGCAUCUUUAGCAAGCAGUGCUGCAGCUGCAGCAAUAUGUUUACGCUCUCCAACUAUCAUGAAUUUGGUAUUACGUCAAGGAUGGGUUGCCAUGUUGGCAACAUUGGCAUCUGUUUGUGGUAGUGGAAUAUUGCUACAAAAUAUUCCAUAUAAAGAAGGUUUUGGUUUAAAACAAAUAGCAUGGUUGAUCCAUACUGGGACUGUUGGUGCAAUUCUUGCACCCUUGUACUUUAUUGGAGGACCUUUAAUAGUUAGAGCUGCAUGGUAUACUGCUGGUGUAGUUGGUGGUCUAUCACUAGUUGCUGUUUGUGCACCAAAUGAAAAAUUUUUAAACAUGGGAGGUCCAUUAGCAAUUGGUUUGGGACUUGUGUUUGCAAGUAGCGUUGGAUCGAUGUUUUUACCACCUACCACAGUUCUUGGAUCAGGAUUGCAUUCAGUAUCUCUAUAUGGUGGUUUGGUACUAUUUUCCAUGUUUCUUUUAUAUGAUACACAAAGGAUUAUUAAGCAGGCAGAAACAUAUCCAACAAAUGCCAAUCUUGUAAGGCCAUAUGAUCCAAUAAAUAACGCAAUUUCUGUUUAUAUGGAUGUAAUUAAUAUUUUUGUAAGAAUUCUUACAUUAAUAGCACAAGGAGGAAAUAGAAAACAAAAGUAAAACAGAAUAUUUUUUAAUAGAGUAAUGAAAUUAUGUAUUCCCGUUUUAUUUGAAGAAAGCCGCAAUUUGGUACUAAACUCAAAAUUGUUUUGCAAUAAAUAAGUUUCACAUAUUUAUAUGUAACCUAUUUAAUGUAAUAUUUUAAGAUGAUCUGUAAAUUAUUAGCUAAUUUAAAAUAAAAUAUAAAUCAUACAAAA